Molecule: messenger RNA, 2246 nt
Organism: Pipistrellus kuhlii (Kuhl's pipistrelle)
Lineage: Eukaryota; Metazoa; Chordata; Mammalia; Chiroptera; Vespertilionidae
Gene: SCARB2
Product: scavenger receptor class B member 2
Exons: 12
Coding region: 290-1726 (478 amino acids)
Biological process (GO): protein targeting to lysosome; receptor-mediated endocytosis
Cellular component (GO): membrane; lysosome; cytoplasm
Molecular function (GO): scavenger receptor activity
Source: RefSeq, a predicted model, not a curated record
GCUCUCCCCAGUGAGUGCGCGGCGAGCCGGCUGCGAGCGUCAGGCCUGCGCUGCCUCCCUCCCCGGCUCCGGCUCCGGCUCCGGCUCCGAGCAGCGCCCGCCCGGCGGCGCCCAGGCUGCCCAGGGACGGAAAUCGAAACCGAAGCGGCGGGUUCCCCUCCCGGGCCCGCCGGCUGGGCGCCCCGCGGGCCCUCUCGCCCCGGCCUGCCCGCGGGCAUCUCCGAGGGCGCCGGCCCCCCGCCUCCCUCCCUCCCGCCGCGGGGCCGCCCGGCCCUGAGCCGCGCGCAGCAUGGGCAGGUGCUGCUUCUACGCGGUGGGGACGCUGUCCCUCCUCCUGCUGGUGACCAGCGUCACGCUGCUCGUGGCCCGCGUCUUCCAAAAGGCCGUGGACCAGGCCAUCGAGAAGACCAUUGUGCUGAGGAAUGGCUCUGAGACCUUCGACUCCUGGAAGCAGCCCCCGCUGCCUGUGUACAGCCAGUUCUAUUUCUUCAAUGUCACCAAUCCCGAGGAGAUCCUCGGAGGGGAGAUCCCUCGGUUGGAAGAAGUGGGGCCGUACACCUACAGGGAAAUCAGAAACAAAGCGGAUAUUCAGUUUGGCGAUAAUGGAACAACAAUAUCAGCCGUCAGCAACAAAGCCUAUGUUUUUGUACAAAACCUAUCUGUUGGAGAUGCUCAAAGUGACUUAAUUAGAACACUAAAUAUUCCUGCAGUGACCGCCAUGGAGUGGGCACAGCAAGGCAUCAUCCAGAGGAUCAUCCGGGCCCUGCUGAAGGCUUACCGGCAGGAGUUCUUUGUGACGCGCACGGUCCACGAGUUGCUCUGGGGCUACAAGGAUGAGAUCUUGUCCCUCAUCCACCCUUUCAAACCUGACAUCCCUCCCUAUUUUGGCUUGUACUAUGGGAAAAAUGGGACUAAUGAUGGAGACUAUGUUUUUCUAACUGGAGAAGACAAUUACCUUAACUUUUCAAAGAUUGUGGAAUGGAAUGGAAAAACGUCACUUAGCUGGUGGACAACAGACAAAUGCAAUAUGAUUAAUGGGACAGACGGUGAUACUUUCCACCCACUAAUAACAAAAGAUGAAGUCCUUUAUGUCUUUCCAUCUGAUUUUUGCAGGUCAGUGCAUAUCACGUUCAGUGACUAUGAGAGUGUGCAGGGACUGCCCGCCUUUCGGUUCACGGUGCCUGACGAAAUAUUAGCCAAUACCUCCGAGAACGCCGGCUUCUGCAUACCCACGGGAAACUGCCUGGGCUCGGGAGUUCUGAAUGUCAGCAUCUGCAAGAAUGGUGCACCUAUUAUUUUAUCCUUCCCACACUUCUACCAAGCAGAUCAGAGUUUCGUGUCUGCCAUAGAUGGCAUGCAUCCAAACAAGGACCAUCACGAGACGUUUGUGGACAUUAAUCCUUUGACUGGAUUGAUCCUAAGAGCAGCCAAGAGGUUCCAAAUCAACGUUUAUGUCAAAAAAAUAGAUGGCUUUAGUCAGACGGGGAACAUCAGGACCAUGGUCUUCCCGGUGAUGCACGUCAACGAGAGUGUUCUCAUUGAUAAAGAGAUUGCAAGUCGACUGAAGUCUGUGAUUAACACUACUUCCAUCAUCAGCAACAUACCCUACAUUGUCAUGGCGCUGGGCGUGUUCUUUGGUUUGAUCUUCACCUGGCUGGCCUGCCGAGGACAGGGAUCCAUGGAUGAGGGAACUGCAGAUGAAAGAGCGCCCCUCAUACGAACCUAGCCCUGGCCUGAGCUUAGCGAAGGAACCAUGGAGAGCUGUCCUGAUCUGGAUCAGACGUGGGGAAACCGUCGCAUCCUCACAGGCUCCUUGCCUGUGGAGAGAAGGAAGGCGACCAGAACUGGCAAGUGAUGAGAGCAUUUGGCUGGAGCUCAAAGAACAGACUGGUGUCAGCCACUGGGCUCUAUCAGAGCCGUGGUCCCUGAUGAAGGGUUUUGUUUUUCAUGUGUCUAGCAAGUAUUUAAUGAAGUCUUGUAUAGUAACUUUAUUGAUGUUGGGUGCUGGUAGCUCCAGAAAUUUGUGACCACUGUUGUGGUUGUAACGCCUGCGUCACUUGUUAAUGCUACUUGGUCUAACCUUGUUCAGUAUGUUUCAUUCACUAAACUUUGUAUUGUAUUCCUCCAUUCAUGUCACCCCAAAACUAGAAAUAAAUAAGAGUUCGGAGCCCAGGGUAAAAUGGUAGCCUUGUUGAGUACAUCAUUCAAAUGCACCCAGUUUCCUCUUUUAAAAAAGUUGUAUAUUG